Molecule: messenger RNA, 999 nt
Organism: Cucurbitaria berberidis CBS 394.84
Lineage: Eukaryota; Fungi; Ascomycota; Dothideomycetes; Pleosporales; Cucurbitariaceae
Product: 26S proteasome regulatory subunit
Exons: 3
Coding region: 1-999 (332 amino acids)
Biological process (GO): protein deubiquitination; proteasome-mediated ubiquitin-dependent protein catabolic process
Cellular component (GO): proteasome regulatory particle, lid subcomplex
Molecular function (GO): protein binding; proteasome binding; metallopeptidase activity
Source: RefSeq, a predicted model, not a curated record
AUGGAUCGGUUAAGUAGAAUGCUCGCCGCCGCCCAAGGAAUGGGUGGCAUGGGAGGUCCCGCCCAAGACACCAACCUGAUCGAUAACUCGGAAACCGUAUACAUCUCCUCUCUUGCGCUACUCAAGAUGCUGCGGCACGGCCGGGCUGGUGUGCCUAUGGAGGUCAUGGGCCUGAUGCUGGGCGAGUUUGUCGACGACUACACAGUGCGCGUGGUGGACGUGUUUGCCAUGCCGCAGUCAGGUACCGGUGUCUCUGUCGAGGCGGUCGACCCGGUAUUUCAGACCAAGAUGAUGGAUAUGCUGCGGCAAACAGGAAGACAAGAGACAGUCGUCGGCUGGUACCACUCACAUCCCGGCUUCGGCUGCUGGCUGUCUUCAGUCGACAUCAACACACAGCAGUCUUUCGAGCAGCUCACACCGCGUGCCGUCGCCGUCGUCGUCGAUCCCAUCCAGUCGGUCAAGGGCAAAGUCGUCAUCGAUGCCUUCCGCCUCAUCAACCCUCAAACCCUCAUGAUGGGCCACGAGCCCCGCCAAACUACCUCUAACGUCGGCCACUUGAACAAGCCCUCGAUCCAAGCCCUCAUCCAUGGCCUGAACCGCCACUACUACUCCAUAGGCAUCAACUACCGGAAGACCGCACUCGAGGAGAACAUGCUGAUGAACCUGCACAAGCACGUCUGGACAGAGGCACUGUUGAUGGACGAUUUCAAAGGCGAAGGCGCACGGAAUAACGACAGACUACAGAAGCUCGUCUCGCUGGCCGAGGGCUACGAGAAGCGUGUCAAAGAGGAGACGGAACUCACAAAGGACCAACUGAAGACGCGAUAUGUCGGCAAGGUGGAUCCCAAGAAGCACAUCUCCGACGUCGGCCAGCAACUCAUCGAAGACAACAUCGUAUCUGUUUCACGGCAAAUGAUCGACAAGGAAGCUUCGGUGCCCAAGUCAAACGCGCGGCAGAAUGGCAACGCGAAUGAGCAGGAUGUCGAUAUGGACGAGUAG